AUGAUUCAAGAUCAAAAAGAUAACAUCUACCUGCCAAUCCGAAAAUCGUCACAAGAAGUGGCACCCAGAAUUCUAUCUAAUCCAAACAAUAGUGAUGACGAGGUGACAAAUGGAGCCAGUCAGAAAAAGGAAGAUUUUGUUUCAUUUCCUACGUUAGCAGAGCCAGAGUUACAAAACAACAAAUCAAUUUCAGGGUUACUUACCAAAACCCUAAGAAAAGUUACCAACAAUGCCACCAACUUAGUACAGAACUAUUCAACUACCCUUGAAUCGCCUAAACAAUAUGUUGAAGAGGUUGCUCAUGAUGCAAAAGCCAACCAUGUUCCACAAAUUCCGAAAAACCAAGAUGUGGUUUUUUCGAAGGAACACACUUCAAGAAAAACAGAUAACUACGUUACAGCUAAAGAUGAUGCCCUCUCGAUAACGAGGGGAACCAAGUACACCCAGGUUGAUCCUGAGUUGGACACAGUGAGUACCAGGUCGGAAAGACAUGAUGUGGAAGUUUCAAAAGUAAUGCCACGAUCUCCCUUACCGCGACUGGUGUGGAAAGCGGCAGGAAUAGAUAGUGCAGAUGAAGAGGAGUUGAAACCGAGCUCAAGAGGAAAUCAGCUACAGGAUACACAAGGAACGCACGUCUUGCUGAAGACGCAUAGUUCUCGUAAGCAAACAAAUAACCUGAAACUGGCACGGCAAGAAGUUAUCGGAGGUGUAACGAAAAUCUCACCACAACUACCAAAAGAUGGACCAAAUACAUCCCAAUCUUCAUCUGUCAAUUUAAACAAAAUACGCAACUUAAGAGCGGAGGAGAGAGCGCCACGUGUAAGAUCCGAUAACAAGUCUCUACGACUUUCAACAAUGCCCUUUCCGCACUCACAAUCUUUGAGUCCGAGAGCAACCAGCUCUGUCGUUAGCGUGAAUGCGUUGGCUACUGUGGAUAUAUCCGAUACUGAGCAUCAUUCACAGAGCUCCAUCUCUCCUGGUGAUCGAAAACUUAACGAUAAAAACUCGAGAGGAACUUCCUUAGGCAAAAAGAUAUCAACCUUAUUCAAUAAUCUUCCAAAUGAUAUUGAAGUGUCUGACGAUUCUGCAUCGGACCUCGAAUCGGUGCAGGAUGUGGCGCCGACUGAGCCAGUUUUGAGUGGACACGGAGGUGAGUACGAUGCUAAAAGUCGCAAUCUAGAUGCCAAAGAUAACGUUGUUAGAUCAUUUUCGACACCUUACGAUCCGGGCAUACUACAUGGAGAUUCAAUUGCAAAGUCGUCUCCAAUUAAAGUUGAAGGGACUCGAAGAUUGAAAAUGUCAUCUCAUUCAGGAGAUUCACCAACAGUGUCCUCGUUUCAAGCAAUUCAAAGCAAAGAUCAUCACGCUUCUAGAAAGAGGUCACAGAAUUUUCCUUCUGUAAUAUUGGGCAAUGCUAAAACUAUCUUGAAUCAAAAUUUAGGGGCAGUUGCUUCAUCAGCAUCAUCAAUAGUCGGAAAGAAAAAGAAGAAAAAGAAGUCCACCAAGAUCUCUCAAAAUCCGUUAAAGAAUGGAGGAAUUCCCAAAAAGUAUUGGAUGGAUGAUGCGUUUGUUGCCGAUUGUUUAAACUGUUUCAAACCGUUCACUGCGUUCAGGAGAAAACAUCAUUGUCGGUUUUGUGGGCAAAUUUUUUGUUCCGAUUGCACUUUAUUUAUCUCCUAUAGCCAGCAUAGAGAUCAGCGAAAUAAUGUCGUUGAUCAAAAGCUUCCAUAUCAUGAUAAACUACGGGUCUGUAAACCAUGCUACAGUGAUGUCAUCAUAUACCUAAGUGAUGAUUCCUCGGAAUCAGAGACGGAUGAGGAAGCUGACAAGACCACUGAUGAACUUAACCACCCGAAAUCUCGUAACGAGGACUUAUUAGUACCCAAUCACCCACUAUCUCGAGUACGUUCGUUGUCAACAACUUCUCAUCGCGACAGCUUCGGAAAUCAUGAGAUCAGUCAAGGCUGGAUCCCGCACGAUCCAAGAACAAGGGAUAGUGUAUCCUUUGAUUCCUAUUCCCCAUCUCGCAAGAAUAGUCAGCACAUAUACCCAGAUGAGUCUAUAAAAUCAAAUUCAAAGCAAGCACCCCGCAUGGCUAUCCCAACGACUCGUGCUGGUGAAUCUAUCGAAAUCCCAUUGAUGCGUAACUCAUUGACCAAUGCUCAGGUGGUUCGUGGUCCAAUCAACAAAUAUGGGUCAAGCAGCAAGCUCGAUAUUGUCGACCAGAACAGUGUACCGAAUUCGUUCCAUUUCAAUCUACCAACACAUAAUCAAUUGGCAGUUUUUCAUAAUCACCCUGCUUCUAGCUUUGGUCAAACCUCAUAUGAUAUUUUAAAUAGUAACAAGGCAUGGUUGAAAAAUUCAGAAAGUUUUCUUGGUGUUGAAGCUGAUUCUAAUCGUAACAUCGGUAAUCCAAAUCCAGUGUAUAAUAACCUUGUUUCGAGAAAGCCCUCACUGAAGCUAAAGGUCACUCCAUCAUUUAGGCGAAUGGAAAAAAACCACGGACUUUUGGAUCGCGAUGAGAAUGGUGAUGCCGACGUCGAGGGUAGUAGUAGUGACAGUGAUGAUGAGAUGCGUUCCCCAAGAGGUUUCAGAAAUGGAGGUAGCGAUGAGGAGGAAGAUGAGAGAGCAAUGUCCCUAUACUCUUCAUUAAAUGAUCACCAUGUUUAUGGCUCAACGCCGUUAGGCCGCAAUUCGGGUCAUAUGUUUGGGACUGGUGCUAUGGCUGUUCCAACACUAGGUGAGUUUCCUGGAAUCAAAACAUUUUUCUCUGAAACUCGUAACAAUUUCCCAUAUUCAGAUAUGAUUAAGAAAAACAACAUCAGCAUUAACGAGGCAACUAGGCCCGAAAGCUUGAGGUCUCGUGCAAGAGCAAACGCUUCAAUUCAGCGUAUGCGAUCAAGGAGACAGACUAGAGGCGGACGUAAUGUGCUGUUAUUAACGCAAAAUAAUAUCCGCUUGCCUAGUUUGGGAUCAAUAGCCAACAGGUCUAUUACUACAGUGCAACUAACGCCAAUUUCCUCCCCGUCAUCACCUUUACCGGACAACUCUACUCGUUCCAAUUUGAGCACUGCAAUUUCACAUAGUACCCCUGAUGAAAUUAAUAUGGAAAUGAGGAGUGACAGUUAUGAUCAAAUGGAAACAGAAUUGUCGCCAAUUGGGGCACAAAUUUCUAGCAGUACAGCUUUGGACCAUCAAUACGACAACUCAGGUUAUUUCGGAUACCACCACCACCACAGUGGAGCUCGAUGUAGUGAUGCAGAGUUGCAUGAUAGUGAAGCUGAGGAAAAUUUGAAACUUGAUUUGUUAUAUUCGGACACAUUGAAUGGUGUUUUGGAGCAGUCACUCAUGGAUUGUGAAAUACAGGACAAUGUUCAGAGAUGGAUGUCUGUGCUUCAAAAGGUAUUAUCGGAAGUCAACAAGCUUAAGAUAACAGACACCUUGGACAUAAGGCAGUAUGUUAAGCUCAAGAAAAUCUUGGGUGGGAAGAUCGAGCAAACUGAAAUUGUCAAUGGUUUGUUUAUGACCAAGGAUGUUGAUAGCAAGAAAAUGAGAUCUAAUAUCGAAAGACCGCUGAUUGCGCUUCUUAUGUUUCCAGUUGAAUAUUUGAAAGAUCGUGAGCAAUUUAUUAGCUUGCGCGUAAUGCAUGCACAACAGUCGGUUUAUAUCACAAACUUGGUAUCCAAACUUAUUUCAUUAUCACCUGAUGUGAUAGUCGUUGGAGACACAGUAUGUGGUCUAGCCAUCAAACUUCUUGAAGAGGCAGGAAUCACUGUUGUAUCGAAUGUCAAGCCGCAGGUUAUUGAAAGAAUCUCACGAUACACUAAUGCUGACAUUUUUCAAUCAGUCAAUGACUUAUUUUUCAAAAAGGGUAGUCUCGGCGUUUGUGAAAAAUUUAGGGUUAAAAGGUUUAGAUAUAAAAAUGUUAUUAAGAGCUUUAUAUUCUUCACUGGAAUUGACACUGGAUUGGGUUUCACGAUUUUAUUGAGAGGCGGCGAUGAAAGGUUGUUGGAUAAUGUCAAAUACACCGCUGAGGUCCUCGUUCAUGGUUAUCUCAAUGCUCGGUAUGAAAAGAGUCUUUUUAGGAACUUACUUUUGACUUGUUCAAAAGUGUCCCUUGAUCAAUCGGCAGAGGAAAUUGAUCAAAAGGUUAGUACAAUAAUGAGUGACAAUUUUUGGGGUAUUGUGGAACCUCUGUUAGAUGACCAAGAAGUGGUCGCGUAUAUUCAAUCUUUCAAAAUGCGAAGAUUAAGUUUAUCACCUUCUGUGCAGUACAACUUGCCGACGGUGUUAGCCAAAGUCGUGGAUUCAUACUAUAAAUACUUUCAAAGUUAUAAACUCAAUGAAGCAAUCCAGUCGGUUACGUCCAUGGAUCAAGUUGACGUGAGGUGGAAAACCCUGUUGAAAAUCAAUCUCAGCACUGAAGAUUUGCCAGGGAAAGACAAGGACUUUGUACGUAUCUUGAAAUGUGCAAGUGAGACGCAACUGAAAAUUUUACUUGACGAGUACCAAUCUCGAGCUCGCGUUUGGGCCAAUUGUUUAAAGUAUCCGUCAUAUCAGUUGUUUCCCAUCUUUCAUCGCAAUAUUUAUAUUUUGCAUUCAACAGUUUCAAUCAAACAUGCAACACCCUGUGCUGGGCCAGCUAUUGUAGUUGUGGACUACUACACUGAGAAUGAUAAAUGUUUGGGAUUGUUUCUUGAUCAAAUAUUUUCAGAUAGUGUCAAGAUAUGUAAUGAAUGUGGCGAGUUAUCGCUUGACCAUUACAAGACCUAUGUUCAUGGAAAUGCCAAGAUUGAUUUGAUCACAGAAAAGUAUGAUAUCAGGUUCAAUGGUGGUAGUCACGAAUCUCAAGGUAAAAAUCAAAGAGUAAUGUGGAGUUACUGUAAGCAAUGUAAUUAUGUCACACCUAUAAUGGCAAUGAGUGAUGACACAUACUAUUUAUCUAUUGGUAAGUUUUUUGAACUAAACUUUUAUGGUCGAAACAUCUACGGUGGAUGCGAGCACGAUUAUUUCCAAAACUAUGUCAAGUGUUUUGGGUUCAAUGAUUUGGUGAUAAAACUAGAGUAUUCAACAAUUGACAAUUAUGAUAUUGUUGUACCUAAAAAGCAACUUGAAUUUAUUUCUGAUAUUAAUAUAAACUUGAAAGUGGAAUCUUAUAAAUCCAUCAAAUCCAAAGCAGAGGCUUUUUUUGACUCGGUGUUGAAACGUUUGAGUAGAGUCAAGUUAGACACAUUUGUUAAGGCAGAGGAUGGAACAAAAAAGAUUACUGAAAUGAAGGCAAAGUUGGCAGAAGACUCAGCGGCAAUAUAUAACAAGUUACAGAAGAAGUAUGAUGAGAUAAGUGUCACCAGUUAUCUCGAAUUAAACUCGAUUUAUAAAGAUUUACAAGUGUUGGGAAUCUUAUGGGAUAUUGAAUUUCAAGAGUUUGAAAAGAAAUACUUGCCUAACGAAAGUGAAGUUAAUAAAAUUACCCAAUUCCAUUUGCGUAAGUUUUUAAUGGAUAAACACAGUGUGCAUGAAAACGAGAAGGAUGAGAUCAAAGUGGGGGAUGGAGCUGCAAAUGAAGAAAAGGACUCCAGCACCACUAAUGAAGAAAGAAAUGUGCAAUUUGCUGACACACUGGGUGAUAUUGAAAGUGGGAGUAGUACUAAUCAAAAUAAGGUUUUGGACGUGGAGCAAGGUCAAAAUGUGCAAAUUGGACCUAAGAUUGAAAAGCUAUCAGAGAACUGUGAUGAUGCUGAGGGAAGAAGUGCUAAUAUUGAGUCACACCCUGAUACUCAAAAUAUCUCUCAUAAUGGAGAAACAGAUCUUCGUAAAGGAUCAGAUAUUUCAAUUGAUAAGCCGCUUGUUUUCACUCCACGCAAGCCAAGGACUGUGUCAAAUGAACAACGUGAACCUGACACAUUAAUAGAGUCCAAAAUGUUUCCUAAGGCUUCAUUGUAUGAGCCAAAGACAAACAUAUCUGAGAGAAUUAGUAAAUGGGAAGAAACAGCAGCAGAUAAGGCUCUUCAUCAAGCUGUUCCAUUAAGUCAUCGCGGCUCUGACAGUUCAUUGAAGUCAGUAAACACGGUGAUUCCAUCACAAAAUAAAGUGAUUCAUUUGGCCAAUUUCUUUGAUAAAAUGUAUUAUGAUCAAAUAUCAUUGGAGUUUUCCAAGCAACGGGAAUUUGAGUUAAAAAAGAGAAGCAAAAUUAAAGCACAACCUAUAUUGGACAGUAAACCAAUUGUUGAAAUCUACAACAAGAUUGAAGACGUUGUUGGAAGUUCCGAAAAUGAGGAGAAAAAGGGUGCUAAUAACAAUGUAGAAACGAAAACAGUGGAAAUCAAAGAUAAACAACUUGCCAAUACUCAACAAGAACAAGCUCCUAAACAGAUUGAUAUUCCUGAAAAGCAGUCGUUGUUGAAAUCAUUAACCAAUUUCUGGGCCGAUAGGUCGGCUACUUUAUGGGAUCCAUUGGCUUAUCCAUUGGAUAACCAUGAACAUACAUUUGCUGAUAGUGAUGUGAUUGUAAGAGAAGAUGAACCUAGUUCAUUAGUUGCUUUCUGUUUGAGUUCCAGUGACUAUAAACAAAAGCUCAAGCACUCAUUUGAGCAGAGUGGUGCUGAUGUUCAACGUCAUUUCGGUGAUAAAGUAAAAGCAGAAGGUCGUGUGGAUGAUAGUGGGGAUGUCUUGGUGGCUCAUCAUCAAGAUGCUCAAAGCAAGCUAAGCUCUUUUGUGGAGGAACAGCAACAGCAACAAGAAGAACAAAUGAAACAACAACAGCAACAACAUUCCCAAGAACCCGCCCAGCAGCAUCAACAAGUAGACAGUGGUAACGAGGAAACUGAAACUGACUAUGAUAAUAAAAAUGAAUCAGGAUACAAGACAGAUUUCGGGUUUGGAUUAAGUAACGACAACAAGAAGAAGAAUGCUCAAUUUGCUAAAAUUGAACGUAAAUUUAAACAAAGAAAUUCUCGUGAUGGGGAUGGUAAGAGUAAUCAAUUGGAAACUAUACUAAACCAGAGUAAAUCCAAUCAUUUGAAAUAUCAAUUUAGUGAUGGUAAUACCAAUUUGUCAUGUAAGAUCUUUUACAGUGAACAAUUUGAAGCACUACGAAAAGGAUGUGGAGUUGAUAAUCAAGAUUUUAUUCAAUCAUUAAGUAGAUGUGUUAAAUGGCAUUCAAGUGGAGGUAAAAGUGGGUCCAGUUUCUUGAAGACUUUGGAUAAUAGAUACAUUGUUAAAGAAUUGAGCAAGACUGAAUUGGAAUCAUUUGUUGCCAUUGCUCCUUUCUAUUUCAAAUAUAUCAGUCAAUCAAUGUUUAAUACCCUCACAACUGCCAUUGCCAAGAUAUUUGGAUUUUACCAAGUUGAAAUUAAGAAUCAAACCAAUGGUAAGGUACUAUUUAAGAUGGAUUUCUUGAUAAUGGAAAACCUAUUUUAUAAUCACAAGACAACAAGAAUAUUUGAUUUGAAGGGAUCAAUGAGAAAUCGUCAUGUACAACAAACAGGUAAAGAAAAUGAAGUAUUGCUUGAUGAAAAUAUGAUUGAAUAUAUUUAUGAAUCACCAGUAUUUGUUAAAGAGCAACUGAAGAAAUUGUUACGAGGUUGUUUAUUUAAUGAUACUAGUUUCUUGUCCGCCAUGGAUGUAAUGGAUUAUAGUUUGGUGAUUGGAAUUGACGAUGAACUGAAGAAGUUGUAUAUUGGUAUAAUUGAUUGGUUAAGAGCAUUUACGUGGGAUAAAAAAGUGGAAAAUUGGGUUAAAGGAAAUAAUUUGAUUGGUGGUGGUAAAAAGGGUAAGGAUCCAACUGUUGUUACACCCAAACAAUAUCGAAUUAGAUUCAGAGAAGCUAUGGAACGGUAUAUUUUGGAAGUGCCAGAUAUAUGGUAUGAGGGAACAAAGUAG
This is a messenger RNA of Lodderomyces orthopsilosis Co 90-125, 7881 nucleotides long. RefSeq names its product 1-phosphatidylinositol-3-phosphate 5-kinase (gene FAB1). Gene Ontology annotation, biological process: phosphatidylinositol phosphate biosynthetic process. Gene Ontology annotation, cellular component: endosome membrane; fungal-type vacuole membrane. The record is from RefSeq and is a predicted model, not a curated record. NCBI's taxonomy places the organism in Eukaryota, Fungi, Ascomycota, Pichiomycetes, Serinales, Debaryomycetaceae. Gene Ontology annotation, molecular function: ATP binding; metal ion binding; 1-phosphatidylinositol-3-phosphate 5-kinase activity. The coding region runs from base 1 to 7881 and encodes 2626 amino acids. The transcript has a single exon.